Molecule: messenger RNA, 270 nt
Organism: Asparagus officinalis (garden asparagus)
Lineage: Eukaryota; Viridiplantae; Streptophyta; Magnoliopsida; Asparagales; Asparagaceae
Product: protein RADIALIS-like 1
Exons: 2
Coding region: 1-270 (89 amino acids)
Molecular function (GO): DNA-binding transcription factor activity
Source: RefSeq, a predicted model, not a curated record
AUGGCUUCUAGUUCCCUCCCCCACAGCUCCGGAUCACCAUGGACCGCGAAGCAAAACAAAAUGUUCGAGCAAGCAUUGGCAGUUUACGACCAGGAAACCCCCGACCGAUGGCAGAACAUUGCCCGCGCGGUCGGGAGGUCAGUGGAGGAUGUCAAGAGGCAUUAUCAGCUUCUCGAAGAAGAUGUUAGGCACAUUGAAUCUGGCAAUGUGCCCUUCCCUUAUGUCCAGUCCUCUAGAGUAGAGCCAGACAUGAUGAACAGAGGAGGUUGA